Molecule: messenger RNA, 699 nt
Organism: Guillardia theta CCMP2712
Lineage: Eukaryota; Cryptophyceae; Pyrenomonadales; Geminigeraceae
Exons: 11
Coding region: 1-699 (232 amino acids)
Source: RefSeq, a predicted model, not a curated record
AUGAGCCAUGAAUCGCCGACUUUCGGGGCGAUGCCGAAGCAAGAAUGGAUUUCGAGGAGCGUGACCCAGGUGCGAGCAAUCGGCGAAGAACAUCACAUGUGGUCUCCCAAGUAUGCAGUGGAGCACUACCACGAAGUCAUGAAGUAUCUUCACCGACUCGACGAUCGAGUUCGAUUCCAGGGGAUUCAUGUGCUGCGAUGGCUGUCGGGGGUGUUGAUAGUGUCGGCCGGUUGCCUCUACCUGCUACGUGAAGACGUUCGGUCUGGACUUGGGAAGGAAGGAGCAGAGGUGACGAGCAGGACGAUACAGGACAAGAAAGUUCAGGUGGCUGCAGAGAUUGUUGCGAAGGAAGUCGCACUCGAGCUCCUGCGCAGUCCGGCAACGAUCGACGGUGCUGCCAAGUUUGUACAGGAAGUCCUAGCUCAACGGACCACACAAGAUGCUGCGGGCAGGCUGAUCGUGAAUCUGUACAAGGACGAGGAGAUGCUAAAGUACACACAAGAAUGGGUGUCAGUGAUCGUUGGACGUCUUUGCAACGAGGAGUACACGCAGAAGAGUAUUCAGCACUUGCUCGGAGUUGCCUUCACCAACCUGUUUGCAGACAACGACUUCCAGAAGGUUGCCGGGAAUUUUGCAGUAGAUGUCAUUGCGCAGGAUCAAGUCAUCCAACAAGCGACGUCGCUGCUCACGACUAGGUGA